Molecule: messenger RNA, 2301 nt
Organism: Ruditapes philippinarum (Manila clam)
Lineage: Eukaryota; Metazoa; Mollusca; Bivalvia; Venerida; Veneridae
Product: GTPase IMAP family member 9-like
Exons: 2
Coding region: 195-1025 (276 amino acids)
Molecular function (GO): GTP binding
Source: RefSeq, a predicted model, not a curated record
UGUCAUAAUUCGCAUAAGUGGUAAUAUUUGUAAAGACUCUUUGGUAUAUUAUGUCUCAAAUGUUAAACUUAUAUCGAAAAUUCAACAAACGUGUAUUUAUGCAAUUUGUAUUGCCAAACAAGAAAGGUUAAAUCUUUAAAAUAGUUUUAAUUAUUCGCAUUUUACAGCAAUUAGUCUUACACUUCAACUAAAGAAUGGCUCAAAAUAGGAAAAAAGUAAUUUUGGUAGGGAAAAUUGGUAACGGAAAAAGUUCACUGGGUAAUAAUCUACUUCGAAAGAAUUAUUUUUCCGAAGGGAGUGGAUUCAAUGCUAUGACAACGAAAUGUCAAUUGGAGAAACGUGGACAAUUUGAAAUUGUUGAUACGCCAGGACUUUUCGACACCAGUCAAAACCGAAAUGUUGCUCGACAAGCCGAAAAAAUCCUAGAUGCUUUGAAACUUUGCCCGGCACCGCAUGCCUUUUUAAUAGUAAUCAGAUACAGUAGAUUUACGGCUAAGGAAGUUACUGCUUUGGAUGUGUUGCCAAUAACAUUCGGAGAGCAAUAUUUUGAUCAUGCCAUUGUCGUCGUUACUCAUGUAGACAAUGAUGUAACUGACGCCGAUUUUAGGAACGCUUGCCGUGAAUCACACAAGGUGAAUGAGUUACUGAAACGCUGUGGGAAACGGGUUGUUAGAAUCGAUAAUAUGCAACCGAAAGAUAAGAAUAUCAGUAUUCUACUCCGGUACAUAGAUCAAGUAUCGAAAUAUGGAACAGCAUGCUUCAAAAAUGAUUAUCUAAGCUGCCACGAGGAAGUGUUAAGAAGACAUGCUGAUCAUUAUGGGUACGACAGAAGGCUUGUCCAUGAACAGGUUGAAAUUAUAGCAAAGGAAAUAAGAACAUUGAUAGAAAAAGAAAAAAAAGAAAGGGAAGAAAAAGAAAAAAAGGAAGAUCAAAGUGAAAAAGAACAGGACUACCAUUGUAUAGUAAAAAACAGUUUAAUUUUUGGUGCAGGAUUUACAUGUGGCAUAAUAUUUUCUAAAUUGUAAAAUUAACAGUCCUUAAUUUAGUAAACCAAUAGAUGUACAAGUAAUAAGUACACUAUUUAAAUACUGACACUCAUUUUUUAAGAAACCGAAAAUACAAACUUUAUACCUGUUGACGAUAAUUAUUUCGGUUAUGAUUGUAAUUGGUUGACAAUGGGAAUUAUUUUACUGUUUCUAAUUAUCAGAAUUAUAUUUUCAAUUAUAAUUUACCGCAAAUGGCAAAUGACUUACCUUCCAUUCAUAAAUACAUUCAUUACACAUUAUACAAAGAUUACACCUUUAAUUUUGUUUCUUAAUUACGAUAUCGGAAGUCUCAUGAAGUCCUUUGUCCUUUUGUCUUCCUCUACAAUUCAGGUGCAAUUUCGUGUGCCUCUGCCUUUUUAUGUCAAACAGAAACCUCCUUUUGUGUAUUCAGAAAUAUGAAAAACAAGUACAGAGAAGCAAUAAUGAACACUUUUAGUGGUACGUUGGUUUGGUUCGAUGUAAUGAAAUAACAUCCCAUUUACAAAUCUAUUAUAAAGACAGUGAAACGGCUGACUGACAAAAGGAAGCUUUGAAAUUGGAAUACGUAUGAGGAGGUUCCUGUUGUACGACAUUGCAGAUCUUGAAGGACAUGGUGCCAUGGAACAAGAGGAAGACUCCGAUUGAUAUGAGCCGCGCCACGACAAAACCAACAUAAUGGGUUUGCGACCAGCAUUGAUCCAGAUCAGCCUGUGCAUCCGCGCAGUCUGAAGAGGAUCCAUGCUGUUCGCUUACAAACCCUAUUACAAGUAGAGAAACUGAUAGCGAACAGCAUGGAUCCUGAUCAGACUGCGCGGAUGCGCAGGCUGGUCUGGAUCCAUGCUGGUCGCAAAGCCAUUAUGUUAGUUUUGUCGUGACGCGGCUCAUACGUAAAAUCUCGUUUCAGAAACUUAAAGUUGCAAUGAGACGCAUAUUUCUGAAAAGCAAUGAGACGCAUAUUUCUGAAAAUAAUCAUUUUGAAUGCAAUAAGAAAAAUGAUUACAAGCGUUCAUUUUCGUUUAUAAACAUAAUCUUAAAAUAAAUUGACGUUGUCCUCGAAAUAAACAAAGUGAAAAACGAAAGCAUGUAUAUAUGCAAAAAUAGAACUAUAAUAAAGCGGUAGAUGAGCGUUACUCGACUCAAACAUUACUUUAAUCAUACUAAAUAUUUAAUUGUAUUUACUUUAGUUGAAUAAAUGCUUAGCAGUAAACUUGAGAAAUGUAUGGAAAUAUUUACACUGUUGCAUGUUACUGUUUAGCAUAUUAUCUCAAUAAAAACA